AUCUGAACAGCGACAUGGACCGUGCCCAGGCGCUGACGGUGCCCGAAUUUGACGUACAUCAGUCCCCCAACGUCACUGCCCGGGUGAACGGGUCGGCUCUGCUCACUUGCCGCAUACGGAACGUCGGCAGCCGACAGGUAGUAUCGUGGGGCCGCUCGCUGGAGCUGCUCACCACCGGGCAGAUCGUGUUCGCCGGUGACGGUCGGUUCGAGCCGCUGCACCAGCCGCACUCGGAGGACUGGGCGCUGCGGGUGCUGGCCGUGCAGCCGCAGGACGCCGGCCGGUACUUCUGCCAAGUCAGCACCACCCCGCCCGUCACACACUUCAUCCAUCUGUCGGUGGUUGAGCCGCGAGUAGAGAUAAUCGGCGGUCCCGAGCUCUACAUCGACAGGGGGAGCAGGGCCAACCUCACCUGCGUCAUCACAAAGGCGCACAAGGUGCCGAAACACGUCCGGUGGACGCACGACAACAAGUUGGUGCAAUUUGACCGGGCACGGGACGGAGUCAACGUCAAGAUAUCUUACGAGCGAGAUCGCACGAUCAGCUUUUUCAGCAUCGACCGGGUCCUGCCGUCUGAUUCGGGCGCAUAUUUCUGCGAUCCUGAUGGCCUCAGUCAGGUCAAAGUCAUCCUACACGUACUCAACGGGGAGCACCCAGCGGCCAUGCAGACGGGCGGGGUCGGCCAGGCCGCGGCACCCGUCCUCCUGCUUCUCUCCGCCAUCAUCAACCUCUACUCGGCCUGCUUCGCUGUGUAGUAGCUACUGCGCUCCGGCCGCUGUGACUUCAUAUUGCCUGUGGUGCAAUAUGUGGGGGACUCCACUACGGAAGCGCGUUCCGUGGUGCAAUGUGUAGGGGAUUCCACUACCAACGCGUGGUCCGUGGUGGAUUGUGUGAUGGAAACAUUGUCGAACUUCAGAGGAAGUUUGGGCGCCCGAUAAAGCGUAAACUGAUCGGAGAGUGAUGCGUUGCGCUCGGUGCAUAUUCCAACGAACCGAUUUACGAUGGAAGCUGCGCCGUAAGUCCGGUGAGAAUAUCGGUGUGCCGCGCAGUCCCUCGUCGUCGUAAGGUCGUGUGCCGACGAUGGAAUUCAUUCAGGACAGCGACGAGUCUCGCUCGGCGUACCGCAAUCAUCCGCAUCACUUCACGAGUGGUUGUGACGCGUGUGAUGAGAAGGAACCACAGAUCGUGGCCUCAACCGGCGCUAAUCGCUCGCUGACCGUUCGCCACGGAUUGUGAAUAUGUGACGUGUGGCUAUGAGGUGGGAAAGGCACGUCUUGCUGCUCGGCGCUGGCCGUGAGACGUUCGUGACAUUGUCAGCAAUUUCUGUCAGUCUCAUCCGGUGGCAAACCGUCAGGCAUAUGUCCGUGUCGUAUAUUCAAUCAGCCCAAUGAAACUCACAGCGGCCAGGAGCGCACACACGCAUAUAGCUGGCGUUGCGCGGUUCGCCGCGUUACGGUGUGCACUUUUGUCUGGUCCAGGAUCUCGUACUGUGCAGGCUUUCAUUGUGCGGGUGAUGUGUGUGCUGCACUGUAGCGUACUCGUUUGUAUGUACUCAUGUGGGUGGGUGGGCGUUUGUGUGCGUGUCUGUUAAGGACCGGAUGUUUGAUGAUGUGUUCAUUUGGAGCGAUGUGUGCUGUGACAGGCGUCCAAAGAAUGUCUUAAUGUGUCUGUAUGUACAUACUGGCGCAAUCGGCGGAGAGACAAUGCGCGCAGGGCUUUGAUAGGAUUAACAACAUAUCGCCGAGGUUAUUAGAAUCAAGGAAUUGAGCGCUGCACUUACGAAGUGGGCAUACUUUAGUAUGGAGCACAAAUGAAGUAACCGUUUUAGAAAGCUUAAACGUUAUUGUUGGAUGAUUUGGUGCGAGUAACCUGAAAUGCCAAAGCGACUCAUCAUUGAUAGAACCGUAUCACUUGAAGACCGCAAGUGGUAUUAUGUAAAGAUCUAAAUGUAUUUGACAUUCCAAGCUUGUUAAUUGUUUUUGAUAGCAUUUUUGCGAUGAAAACCAGAUACUAUCGAAGUCCGCGGAAAUAUUCGUUUACAAUUAAUGAUAACAAAGCUGUAAUGGCAUUAAGGUACAAGUGUACAGUCAUAUUUGUUCAGAUAUAUGUCCCAUAAAAUCGCCAUUAACAGCUUGAAAACUGAACUAGAAAAUAGAUUCAAAGGCUUAUACUUCACAGCUAUUUGCUGCCCAUAAUCCAUGCAAUACCAUCACCAAUAACCGUGACUUGAAGCGUGAUAUAAUUUAUCAGGUAUCCUGGGCCAUCAAUAUUCCAGACUAGCGGAAAGCGGUCUUUGGCAAAUGUUCAGGAAAGCUCGAUGUUAAAUGGCAUUUCUGACACCUCCCAUUGGUUCUGAACAGACGAAAUUGCAAAAACGAAUGCACACGGAACUGUUGUUUUGCCACCAGUGUGAAUGCAUACAUUCGGUUACACACAAUGCGAUCGUAUUUCGAAGAAUAAAAUGGAAGAGGUAGGUAUUAUGGUAAGUGCGAGUGAUAGGCUCAGAUGCUGGGACAUGUGUCUCUGGAACCAUGCAAGCCUUCGGUCUUCACUGUUUGCGGUAUGUGUUCCAAUGGGUGAGAGACUGCAGCCUUUGUUAUUACCAAAAAGGAACUACUGUAAUUCCAUCAGUGAGUGGUGAAUUGUUCAAGUAGUUAUCUUACUUUGAUAAUUAUCAUUCAUCAAUCAAAUCAUGCGUUUAGUUGUUGGUUGUUAAAUAUGUUUUGUCUGUCUAUUGCUUCAACGCAGCCAUGUCACGCUUAUGUAGCGCAUGCAGAAGCAUUUUCCAAGGUACUUACCUAUUGUUCUCGUAAGUACUGCGGUACUAUAAUUGUGAUAUGUAAACUGAUUUAUUCUGAUGCUCACAUAUGGCCUAAGUAGUUCCUAGGUAAAGUAGCAUUGAUUUGCUUGCGAGGUAGUUAUUUACCUGAGGUUUAUUUACGGUCGCAUAUCUAUAAUUAGUGUCGUUUCCGAUGUAAUACAGGCGUUUCUAGAAAACAUUUCUUGAAUGCCCUAAAUUCAUUGUUCCAUCACUCGCCAGCCGUAUGAGCUAUUUCCUGGAAGUGCCGCAUCGGGGCAAAUUUGUCAUGCCAUCUGGAUCGCGGGCGAUAUGGUUGUGCUUUGCAUUGUUGUUGUUUUCAAUGUGUCACUUGUCCGUCGCGGUCGUGCCUGAAUGGGUAUGUUUGUGCGUGUGUGUGACAUUGUUUACGGUACAAAUGUAUGAAAUGCGUGGUUCGACUUGUCACUCAACGGAACAAAUAAAAGCAAAAGGUACGGAAAAGAUA
Molecule: messenger RNA, 3284 nt
Organism: Amphibalanus amphitrite
Lineage: Eukaryota; Metazoa; Arthropoda; Thecostraca; Balanomorpha; Balanidae
Product: hemicentin-2-like
Exons: 5
Coding region: 15-755 (246 amino acids)
Biological process (GO): synapse organization
Cellular component (GO): neuron projection membrane
Source: RefSeq, a predicted model, not a curated record